CACAAGACUUCUAAAUCUUUAAAUUUUCUUUUCUUUUUCCAUUUCAACAUGGUUUCUCUUCAACUCCCCAUGGUUUUAGCUGUAUUCUUUCUUCAAUUGCGUUCGGGUGUUUAUUCAUCAACGUUUACAAUCAGAAACAAGUGCGACUAUCCAGUUUGGCCUGGGAUUCUCUCUGUUGCCGGAACACCAGAACUGUCCACCACAGGUUUUCUUCUCCAGCCAGGGGAAUCCUCAUCCCUCUCUGUUCCAACAUCCUGGUCAGGCCGUUUAGGGGGACGCACUCUCUGCACCCAAGAUUCCUUCGGUAAAUUCUCUUGUCUAACGGGCGAUUGCGGCUCUUCCACAAUGGAAUGUGCCGGUGGUGGCGCUGCUCCUCCUGCCACUCUGGCCAAAUUCACAUUAAACUGUGCAGGAGGGCUUGAUUUUUACGAGUUCAGUCUUGUGAACAGAUAUAAUCUGCCAAUGAUGGUGGCUCCACAGGGCGGAACGGGAGGGAACUGCUCGUCCACUGGAUGCGCCAUCGACUUGAACAAGGAUUGUCCGGUGGAGCUUAAGAUUAUUGACGGAAGCAAUGAAGGGGUGGCGUGCAAGAGCGCUGGCGAUGCGUUCGGAGACGCCCAGUACUGCUGCAGGGGGGCGCAUGCAUCACCGGACACCUGCAAGCCCAAUACUUACUCGGAAUUCUUCAAGAACGCCUGCCCUCAAGUUUAUAGCUAUGCAUAUGACGAUGUCACCAGCACAUCCACCUGUGCCGGCGCAGAUUUCAUCGUUACUUUCUGUCCCGGUCUUUCCACCAGAUUGAAUUUGAUACCAAAUGCAGCGAAGCCUGUUCUGAAAGAUACAGCUGCUAAAACAAGACCCUGCAGUAUUGCACCUACAACUGCUACUGGUCAUGUUGUUCAUGCCCUUCCUCGUAACCCCAGGAGGCUGCUGGCUAAACCGUCAGAUGUUAAUUUCCAUGCUCCCCCUUCAACCUCAAAUGAGAAGAGCUGGAAUUUGGAUAAGUUAGACCCGCCGAGCCCUCCCGCGCCAACUGGCAAUCGACCCAUUCAUCAUUAAGGUCUAGUGCACCUGUUUGAAUGAAUGAAGUUUGCGUAGUAUGAUAAAAAAUAUAUAUAUGUAUUAGUUCAGUGAAUAGAAUGUCAGUAUGGAAGUUCCUUCAAGGGGACCAGAUGGGAGUCGGCUUUCUCCAUUUUUAGUUUCCUUUGAUUAGGUUUUAUCUUUAGUUCUGAUGUAUUGUUAUUGAAUUUCUCUUUGUAUGUGGUUUAUUAAGAACAUUUAAAUAUAUAUUUUUUAAAAGA
This is a messenger RNA of Rubroshorea leprosula, 1301 nucleotides long. NCBI's taxonomy places the organism in Eukaryota, Viridiplantae, Streptophyta, Magnoliopsida, Malvales, Dipterocarpaceae. The record is from the annotation of a GenBank genome assembly.